AUGAAGCCGCCCAGGAAAGUUCAAUCACGCCGAGAGAAACACAUUUUGGCAUUGGAGGAACUGCUUCGGGAGCUGGGUUCCACGAACGAGGCCAUCCGGAGAUGCAAACCACGAUAUAAAAAAUGUACAAAAGAACAGACCAACAACGCGCUCAAAUCGAUUGCAGCCCUCACCACCGGGGUGAUGGGUGGACUUGUUGGAGCCCCGCACACCAUGCAAGGUGCGAUUUCACGAUUCAGCGGAACCACGGGAAUGAACACCCCGACCGCGUCACAGAAAUCGUUGCAACAGUUUAAUACCAUCGGUAGCACCAUGAAUCUGCUUGCUAAACGACCGUCUCGGGUUAAAAGUGGUCCGAUGGAGCUGGACUCCGUCUCGGAUGAGGCUGGUUCAAUCAAUCACUGGCCGAAGUAUAUGAGCGGUACACUUGAUCGAUUNCAUGUAUACAGUCCCCCCGCACGUGCCAACACACACCGGACCCGUGGUAGACUGGAUUCGUCUCAACGAAGCCUGUUCCAAGACACGAGUGCACGAAUCUGUUUGGCCCGCGGCGUCAGUAUGGACAGCGGCGAGUAUCCGUCUGUGACCGUGGAAAGCAAUUACCCCAGUCCACCUAUUGAUGAGUUGUGUUCCAAUGAAGCGUUGUGUAACGCUAAAACUGAACAGCCGGUAUCUACCGUGACCAGUAUUCACGGACUUCGCCCGGGAAGUACAACACCUCCGCUCACAAUGCCCUGUACAAAUAACCGAGGAGAACUUAAGAAGUGUGGAAAGUACGCUCACGUGACUAUUCAAGAUUUAUGCUAUCCACGGAGACUGUGGUAUUUACAACGAUUCCGAUUGGCUAGUUCCCGCAGUUCUUUAGCCAAAUCCAGAUUGUGGCAUGGAUUCAAGCGAAGCUCCUUUGAAGAAACUCGACCAUCAGAUAGCAGUCCGAUUCAUCUGACGAAGAAGAUUUGCACAUCGGUUCGCCUGACACAAGUAGAGCCUGUGGGUGACGCAACCGGUUGCGCACAGUUUGGUCACUCCUUCGAAGGGGAUUCGAUCACGUCGGAUCUGGUGACCUUGGGCAUAAAACCGAACAAAUAUGAUGUCGAAAAAUCGCAAGACUCGUCGGUGCAAACCAACCAAUCGGAAUCGGCAUUCGGUGGCGCUGCACCGAAUCCCGUAUUUCAGGGUACAAACGGUCGAGCACUGACGAGUUGCCGGCGGAUACAUGGUCCAGGAGUACGUGAUGGACUGAACCAGUUUGAUUCGACCGCCAGUCUGAUGGUAAAUGAUGAAUCGCCUUUUGAUGAGCACAGGGUCAAAACUGAAGGAGGAACGGUUUACGGCGAUUCGCGAUGUCUAUUCUCUCACACUACCACAAUGAGCGAGGACAUUCCAGUGGCAGAGUUUCCGUCAGAUGAAGUGAGUUGUUGA
Messenger RNA from Echinostoma caproni, 1422 nucleotides. Lineage: Eukaryota; Metazoa; Platyhelminthes; Trematoda; Plagiorchiida; Echinostomatidae. The record is from the annotation of a GenBank genome assembly.